AUGCCAUUCGCUACUAGCAUUCAGAAUUCUAGAUAUCGAAAGAAGAAAAUCUCAAAGGUAUCACAUCACCAAACAACAAAUAACAAUCUUUUGUUGGAAAAGGAACAACAUGCAGUGAUUCACUCUGCUAAAAAACUGAAGCGAUCUUCCAAAUUAUUACACCGGAACUGUUUUAUGUUAUCACAAGAACGACGUAAUCGGCGUAGACAGGCGCGCACAGGGCGUGCCAUCGAACAACUAAAUAACUAA
Brugia pahangi is the source of this 249-nucleotide messenger RNA. Lineage: Eukaryota; Metazoa; Nematoda; Chromadorea; Rhabditida; Onchocercidae. The record is from the annotation of a GenBank genome assembly.